AUGGAAACAAGAAACAAUACAAGAGUUUUAGAAUUUCUUCUGCUGGGAUUUUCAAAGGAUCCAGAACUGCAGCCCCUCUUCUUUGGGCUUUUCCUGUCCAUGUACCUGGUCACUGUGCUGGGGAACCUGCUCAUCAUCCUGGCCACCAUCUCAGACUCCCACCUGCACACACCCAUGUACUUCUUCCUCUCCAACCUGUCCUUUGUGGACAUCUGCCUCACUUCCACCACCAUCCCCAAGAUGCUGGUGAACAUCCAGACACAGAGCAAGGUCAUUACUUAUGCAGGUUGCAUCACACAGAUGUGCUUUUUCUUGUUUUUUAUAGAAGUGGACAACUUCCUCCUGGCUGUGAUGGCCUAUGAUAGGUAUGUGGCCAUCUGCCACCCGCUGCACUACACUGUCAUCAUGAAUCCCAGGUUCUGUGGUUUGCUGGUUGUGGUGUGCUGGAUUCUGAGUGUCCUGCAUGCCCUGUUUCAAAGCUUAAUGGUGUUGCGACUGUCCUUCUGCACACACUUAGAAAUCCCCCACUUUUUCUGUGAACCUAAUCAUGUGGUCCAACUUGCUUGUUCUGACACCUUCCUUAAUGAGGUGGUAAUGGAUUCUGCACUUGUACUGAUGGUUAUUGGCCCCAUUGCUGGCAUCGUUUACUCCUAUGCUAAGAUAACUUCCUCCAUCCGAGCAAUCUCAUCAGCUCAGGGCAAGUACAAAGCCUUCUCCACCUGUGCGUCUCACCUGUCCAUUGUCUCCCUAUUUUAUGGCACAGGCCUGGGUGUGUAUCUCAGUUCUGCUGCAGCCCAGAGCUCACACUCCAAGGCAACAGCCUCAUUGAUGUAUACUACGAUCACCCCCAUGCUGAACCCCUUCAUCUACAGUCUGAGGAAUAAGGAUGUGAAGAGAGCUCUGAAAAGAAUUUUGCAAGGAGAUGGCUAGGCGAAAUGCAGCAGCUGGUUAUCCUCAGAGAAAUCUAGAUAUGUUGUUAGGAAAGGGACCUUAUGAGGAUCAGCAGCAACAAAUUGCAUAUGAUCCUGGCGUAUACGCACAAAUUGCUGCAGAUGCAAUUAAGGCAUGGAAGACUUUACAAGGACAUGGAGGUUUACAAGGUCAAUUAUCUAAGGUAAUACAAGGAGCUAAUGAACCUUAUGCUGAAUUUGUAGAUAGGCUUAUUCAAACAGCUACCAGAGUUUUUGGGAAUACAGAACAAGCAA
Messenger RNA from Marmota monax (woodchuck), 1205 nucleotides. RefSeq names its product olfactory receptor 7A10-like. Gene Ontology annotation, cellular component: membrane. Gene Ontology annotation, biological process: G protein-coupled receptor signaling pathway. The record is from RefSeq and is a predicted model, not a curated record. Bases 1 to 930 code for a protein of 309 amino acids. Lineage: Eukaryota; Metazoa; Chordata; Mammalia; Rodentia; Sciuridae. The transcript is spliced from 2 exons. Gene Ontology annotation, molecular function: olfactory receptor activity; G protein-coupled receptor activity.